UUCUCAAGCAGUUUUCAGUUGUGAUUGCACCGGAUAACAAAAGAAGCGGAGUGAACGCGAUAUUUUCCCAUCUGACAUACAAUAGAAAGGAUAACAUAACAUUUUCUGAAAGGAAAUUGAACCACUGUGAUUCAGUAGCUGCAAAGAAAGAGAAAUAAAAUGCGUGUGGAUGCGUCAUCUACAAGAGAAAGUGGGAGCACCGGUUCAGAAAUUUCUCUAAAUAUACCGCCAAGCGGCUUAUACAAUGGUUCCAGUGAUUGUAUAAUACAGGAGGAUGAUCCGAAGAACUCGUUAAGUUGCUGGCAAGUUUCUUGUGAAUGGAUAAAGCAAACAUCAGCAAAUGUUUUUCGGAAAAAAACUUUAUACAAACGCAUGCCCAUCCUGACCUGGCUUCCAAAAUAUAAUCGACACGAUUUUAUUGGAGACUUCGUUGCUGGUAUAACGGUGGGUCUUACAGUAAUUCCACAAGGAUUGGCGUAUGCAGGCAUCGCUGGUCUAGAUUUGCAGUACGGUCUAUAUGGAUGUUUUCUUGGUUGUUUCAUUUACAUAUUUAUUGGAUCUAGUAAAGAUGUACCAGUGGGACCAACGGCCAUAUCAGCGCUACUAACAUUUCAAACUGCACAAGGUAGUUGGGAGCGGGCAGUAUUGUUAACAUUUUUAACUGGCCUCAUAGAAAUAUGUAUGGGAGUUUUUCAACUAGGAUUUUUAAUUGACUUCGUAUCAGGACCUGUGAGUGCUGGAUUCACAAGCGCAGUUUCCUUGAUUAUAUUUACAUCGCAGCUUAAAGACAUUCUUGGUGUUAACACUAAAGGCGUCACUUUUCUGGAUAUGUGGAUUUCCAUUGUGAAUGAUAUUCAUAAUAUAAGUUGGUAUGACGCGGCUCUAGGACUUUGUUGUAUAGUUGUAUUACUAACUAUGAGGGUAAUGGCCAGCACGACAUUCGGACCCAAGGAGGGUAAAAAAGGAUGGCAGAAGUUUUUAACCGGACUGUUUUGGUUAAUUGGCACAUCUCGCAAUGCUGUUUUAGUUUGUGCGGCUUCGGGUUUUGGAUACUAUUUGUUGAAUUCUGGAAAUGAUUUAUUUCGUAUGGUUGGCUAUGUACCGAAAGGACUUCCGAAUUUUCAAUUGCCGCCCUUUUCUUUGAUUACUAUAUCAAAUACAACAACUGGAGAGACUGUAUCCACAUAUGAAAAUUUUGGGCAAAUGGUAAGCAAUUUAGGAUCAGGACUGAUUGUUGUACCCUUGAUAUCACUUUUAGAAAACAUGGCUGUAGUUCAAGCUUUUGCAAAUGGAAAGCCUUGUGACGCUACUCAGGAAUUAAUUGCAAUUGGUGUCUGUAAUGUAGCGAAUUCCUUUGUACAGGGUUUUCGAGGCAAUGGUGGUAUAGCGCGUGGUGCUGUACUAAAUGCCAGUGGAUGUCGUACUCAAUUAUCUAAUUUAUAUACUGGCGUGAUUGUUAUCAUCGCACUGCUCUACCUGACUCCUGCAUUUUAUUAUAUACCAAAGGCGACGCUUGCGGCAAUUAUAGUGGCCGCAGUUAUUUUUAUGAUACAAUACCGAGUAAUUAAACCAAUGUGGAGGACUAAAAAAACUGAUCUUAUACCUGGGAUUGCGGCGUUUAUUGCCUGUCUGGUACUACCAUUACAAAUCGGAAUACUCGUUGGAAUUGGAAUUAAUGUAGUCUUCAUAUUAUAUCAUGCUGCUCGUCCUAAGUUGCGUGUAGAAACGCUAACAACCUCUAAUGACAUAAAUUACUUGAUGCUUACUCCAGAUCGUUGUCUAAUCUUUCCCUCAGUAGAGUUUGUCCGAAAUGUUAUCAACAAACAAGGCCGAAAGUCCACGUUACCGGUGAUUAUUGAUUGCACUCACAUUUAUGGCGCAGACUUUACAGCCGCUAAAGUCGUUUCAACAAUGAUCGGCGAGUUUCAAGCAAGAAAUCAGAAGAUAUUUUUCUACAACUUACAACCGCGUGUUGCCCAAGUAUUUGUUGGACUCAAUAAGGAUUUAGUCGUGUUGUAUGAUAUGAACUCUUUGGAAAUGGAGCUUUCAGGAAAGGCUCAUCAAUCAAUCCAAUAAGUGAGAUUAAAAUCAACCAAUGUAGGAAAACAUUUCAAUUAACUAACAUAAUAAGGCGUUUCGAUUACUUACUAGUUUGAAGAAUAAAUUAACUUAUUAGAUAGGUGAAUUAAAAUUGCUAAUUUAAAUGGGAGCAUCAUCUAAGUUCAACUAGUUUUUUUUCUCAAUGAAGAUAAAUGCUGCCCGUUAGCAAAACAAACUUAGAAUAUUUUAAUUAAUGUUAAUAUGCGAAUAGUAUUAUAGUUUUCAUAGGUACUGAGUAAAUGUAAAUAUUAAGCUUAAACCAAAAAUAAUCUUUUUU
This is a messenger RNA of Teleopsis dalmanni, 2377 nucleotides long. RefSeq names its product sodium-independent sulfate anion transporter. Gene Ontology annotation, cellular component: membrane. The record is from RefSeq and is a predicted model, not a curated record. The coding region runs from base 160 to 2076 and encodes 638 amino acids. Gene Ontology annotation, biological process: transmembrane transport. Gene Ontology annotation, molecular function: sulfate transmembrane transporter activity. Lineage: Eukaryota; Metazoa; Arthropoda; Insecta; Diptera; Diopsidae. The transcript has 6 exons.